Messenger RNA from Plectropomus leopardus (leopard coralgrouper), 5197 nucleotides. The record is from RefSeq and is a predicted model, not a curated record. NCBI's taxonomy places the organism in Eukaryota, Metazoa, Chordata, Actinopteri, Perciformes, Serranidae.
AUGGAAAGCGAAAAACAAACUACUGAGAGAGAGACACCGCCUCAGCACUGGACAAGUUGCAAGUUGAUUAUUGACCCUGCUUUGACAAAAGGACUGUACAAAGUGUACCGUUAUGAUGGACAACAGUUUAACAUACCCGUUGAGGACUUAGGUCUGUUUCCUGUGGAGACAGUCAGAGAUCCCCGCAUCUGCCGCCUCUGGAGCAAAUGCAACAAGACUGAUCUGCUGAUUUCUAAAUUUAAGGUUGAUGAGUGGUAUGUUGGUCCUGUUCCUCCCAAAGAAGUGACAUUUUCUGGGUUGAACGACAAUGUGAGGGAGGCGUUCUUGACUCAUAUGUGCAAUAAAUAUGGCAACCUUGAAGAAGUGGAAAUAUUUUACAAUCCUAAGAACAAGAAGCAUUUAGGGAUUGCAAAGGUCGUCUUCGACACAGUGAAGGCCGCAAAAGACACUGUCAAGCACCUCCAUCAGACGUCAGUGAUGGGAAAUGUUAUUCAUGUGGAAAUUGAUCCUAAAGGAAACAAAAAUAUCUUAUGUGAAAACAGGGCACAAUAUCUCCAGCUCCUCUUACGGGGCCUUUGUACUCCUUGGACUCUACCAGUGGGUAGCAAUGAGCGAGCUAUUCAAAGCUCAAUCGACAGUUUGCUGGGCAGCACAGCCACGCAGCGACAGGGGAGUUUCUCCAGCCCCACCAGCAUCGCCACACCCCUCUCUCUGGACACAGCCUACUCCAGUAUUUGGCAGGACACACCUUGCAGCUUUGGGCUUACGCCACGUUCUCAGGGAACCCCCCGCACGCCUUGCUUCUCUGCGACUCCUCUCUCCCAGGACUCUUGCUACUCCAGUCUUCAGGCAACUCCCGUCCUCCAGGGGGAGCCCUCCACUUACAGUGUUCACAAACAUUUGAGACGAGAGUUCUGUCGUCGCAAACCUGCGAGGUAUCACAGAGGAUCUAGCGAAGUAUCAGAUGUCACUCUAAUUUUGAAGCACUGCCAGCCACAGCCACCACAUCCCCUCUCCAUCCAAAGUAGCAGCCAGCAGCUUGCACUGUGGGAUCACGGUGCACAAUCCUCUUCUCAAAAUACUGCGGAACGUUCAUUUGACCUGGCCUCCUCCUGCCAGGAGUCCAGGGACGUGGUCACCGCUACCUCCAAGCCUUUACAACAGAACUGCAAUUCUUUCAGCAUCCUGAGCAUUAAUUUCACAGCUGACCGGCAGACAGCAGCAUCCUCCCCACCUGAUGAUCAUGCACGCAUAACAGAGUUAUCUCCAUCUGCUGGUAACUGUUCACCUAGCAGCCCCCCGCCAGAGGGGGGGAGUUUGGACUCCCGGAUUGAAAGUUUGCUGACAAGCAGCCAGUUUAGUGAUCCCUCAUACUUUGAUAGAAAGAUUUUUGAGGCUGAUGUGCACUCUCAGGACAGCCCGACUUCACCUUGCUCCGCUUUCUCAGAUGACUCGCUUGUUUGUGACCUCACAAACAGUCACCAGCAUUCCUGCAAUUAUCUGGGGGAUGUCAGUUCAGCAACACUUGUUGAAAAUGAAGAAGAUGAAACGGCACAAGCUGUUUUGUUUCUAACAAGAAGUGCCCAGUCUCCGUCUGAUUUCACACACACUGAAAGUAUAGCUCACUUAAAUGAAAAAGAGGCAGAGAGGUUCCAGUCUUUUUCUCGUCCAAAGGAUUAUCCUGCAGCAAAUGAAGACAAGGAGCACUCAGCUUUGACACCUAUAAAACACAUCACCCCUCCUCCUCAGCCUCCAUCCUUUUCUUCUCUCAAUAGCACCACUCAGCUGACUACCUCCAGAGCUCCUCCUGCUGUCCAGUCUGGGUGCUCCCAUCCACCAGUCAUCCCUUUUCCUUUCCCCAUUCCUCCCUUUCCACCACCUGUCCCACCUCGCCUGCCAAAUGGCACCAUCCCCAUCCCACCUCCAGGCUGGAUCCCACCUCCAGGCCAUCACACCGCAAUUCCCAUUCCUCCUCCCCCUAUUCUUCCUCCUCCUUCAAUACCUCCCCCACCAACUUUUCUCAGACCACCUCCACCUUUAAUUGUGCAGCCUUCUGCUCCUCGUCCUGUGCACACGUAUCCCAUACCCACGCUGCCGGCAGGCUCUCUGGAGAAGGGGAAUCCUCCAAGGCAUCGCAGUGCACCUUUGCCAUUCCCAACCAUUCCGCGACCACCCUGGCCUGCUCCUUCUUUUCCCAGGUUUAACCCCUUUGUGCCACCACCAGACUACCCACUUGUGUGGGAAAACCCUCAUAAGGUCACAGUAGAAAAAGUUUUAGAAGUCAUCAUGGAUGAACUGAAGUCAAUCAUUAAAAAGGACAUUACACGUAGAAUGGUGGAAGGAAUCGCUUUCAAGGCAUUUGAGGACUGGUGGGACUGUCAAGAGAAGACAACGAAAAUACAAGUUUCUCCUUUGAAAAGUGGAGCAACAUGUGCUGAAGUGAGGAAAAAUCAAAUUAAUCCCCUCAAUCGCAUCAGUGGCCAGGGCAAAAAACCUCCACUGCCAUCCUUCAAGGUAAAAAGGAAAAGACCUGAUGAUACGGCUACAUCAGAAGAGACAGGAAAUGUGUCGUGUUGUAAUAAUAAAAGCUCUGAUGUGAAACAGGGGGAUGAUAAAAUGACACCCGAGAGAGCCAAACGCAGACAUGCAAGACCACAUGAGCUUGACAGUGAUGAAGAUGAUGAUGAAGGGAGGGAAGAAGAUAACGCACCUCAGGAGGAAGAAAUAACAUCAGACAAAGUGGAGGCUAUUGUUACAGUUGAUCAACCUCAAAUCCUGUGCGACAGAGAUGAUCACGAUGAUGGCGAUGACAGGAAUCAUUCUGAGGAAGAAAAGGAGACCGCACAAAAACACACAGAGGAUGAGGAUGCUGUCAUCUUCCCAACCAGUGAUGGAGUGCAGCACUCAGAUAGCGAGGCUUGUUCGGAGAGCAGCUCCUCAGAGGAAAGUGACUACUCGUCAGACUUCGACUCCACUGACUCAUUCUCCUCCGAGAGCUUUGAGGACUUGUCCUACUCUGACCUUAGUCUUGAAGAUGAAGAUAUGGAGGAGGACGGUGACAGGAGUGGCGAGUGUAUCGUCAUAUCAUCAGAUGAAGAGUCGAUGGAGCUGGAGCCUCCCGUCACCCCCUCAGCCCCGCUAACCCCUGGUGCUCAGCUGGACUGGGCAGAUCCAUUUCAUAGAGAGGGAACUGAAGAGAACCAGUACGCAUCCUGUCAACGAGACACUUGUGACUUGGAUGUCACGAUGGAGCUCCAAACCAGUGAACCCCAGGACCACCUGCAGCCUCCAUCGCCUAUAGGACUGCCAGCAGUUGAGCCACACCUUGAUGUAGAGAUGGGGAGCCCUGAAUGGAUGGAAGAGUCCCUCAGGUACAUAGAAAUCCCGAGGCCUCUCACUCCUACUGGCUACUUGCUGGACAGCGACCCUGAACUGAUAAGAAGCAAACCUACAUCCCCAGCUGUUGAGGAGGUGGAACGACCACAAACACCGGGAAAGGGGAUUGUGGCUGAAUUUGAAAGUGUGGACUCUGCCGAUGAAGUCCUCUCCCUCUCUCCAGCAGGCACUGAGCAUGUUCUAGCGCCCUCUGAUCUCCCGCCCUUGUACCCAUCAUACCAGGAUAUGCCCAAAACUCCUGGUCGAGAGGAUAGAUGUGAGUGGACUCAAUACAGCUCUGGGAGAGCUCCAGCAACGCCGGGCAGAGAGACGAUCACAUCAGAAGUUAGCAUAGCGGUGUGCCCAACUGCUAGCAGCCCACCUCCUGUGCCAUGCCUUUCUAGUAAUCCAUAUAUCACAGCCCCAAAGACUCCUGGAAGAGACAUCAUCAUACCUCAAAGAGCCAUAGUCCACAGGAGGAAAACACGUCUGGUGACGACUUUACAGCCCCUGUUGUCUGAUUCUCUCGGAGGCUCCCCUAUCUCAGUGUCCUCCCCAUGCAGCCUCUCUGAGUCUGAUGCUGCGGAUGGGAGGGACAUGUGGAUCAGUUCAGGUGUGAGAAUGAAGCCCUUGCAGGGACUGGAGAACGUGCCUGGGCUUCUGGAUGAGGAGAAUAGAAGAGAGACAGAGAAAUCUUCGUUAAGGAGGAAACAUUGGAGGCGGUUAAGGAGGAGGUGGAGAAAGCAUCGUCGGCGGAGAUCACUUAAAAGAAUCACUGGUUCUCUCUCCUCUCAGAGUCGUCCUCACAGGUGGCGUUCACCCUUUGAGGAGAGGAGGAUACUGCAUAGUGUUUGGAAGGAGGGCCUGGAUGAAGAAGACGCGAGGCUGCUGCAGUGGACAUAUGAAAGGCUGCAGGCGCGGGAUAAUGGCUUCGGGUGGAUCAGUGACACCCUGUGGAUACCUCACCCUCUGACUAAAGUCCUCACAGAGAGGAGUGAGGAGCACAGAUCCUGGCUGCCAAAUCACAUUACCGGCUCUGCUCGCAGUGAAGGGUUCUACAAAAUCAGCAGGAAAGAUAAAAUGAAAUACCUCAACAACACAAAGCUCACUGCUGAGCUUCCAUCCACAAGUAAUAAGGGAAUGUGCAAUCCAGCCCAGCAGUCGACCUCACUGCGUGCUGGAUCUGACUUCAGGUGUGAACAGCGUCGCCUGCUGUCCUCUUUCAGCUGUGAUAGUGACCUGGUCAAGUUCAACCAGCUGAAGUUCCGAAAGAAGAGGAUUCGUUUCAGCCGGAGUGAUAUUCAUGAGUGGGGCCUGUUUGCAAUGGAGCCGAUAGCGGCAGAUGAGAUGGUGAUUGAAUAUGUGGGUCAAAUCAUCAGACAGGUCAUCGCCGACAUGAGGGAGCAGAGAUAUGAGGAGGAGGGCAUUGGGAGCAGCUAUUUGUUUCGGGUUGAUCAAGACACCAUCAUUGAUGCCACCAAAUGUGGGAACUUAGCCAGAUUUAUAAACCACAGUUGCAAUCCUAACUGUUAUGCAAAGAUCAUCACUGUGGAGUCUCAGAAGAAGAUAGUGAUAUACUCCCGGCAGCCGAUAAGCAUCAAUGAAGAGAUCACAUACGACUACAAGUUUCCCAUUGAAGAAACAAAGAUUCCUUGUCUGUGUGGAGCAGAUAGCUGCCGGGGCUCCUUGAACUAAUCUCUAAUCAAGUGCCCUGAUUAUAUCAGCAUCCAAAUUUCCCUGAGGUACUGUACAAUAUAGACACAGACCCUGAAUGUGUUAAAAAAAAAGACAUUUAAAUACUAUUCAAAACUUUACAGCCAAU